AUGCGAGUGGGGGACCUGACCGAGGUGCGGAUCAACGACUUGGCAGCGCCACCCGAGCCGAUUCACAUCCUGAUGUACCUGGAGCCACUGAUUGCUGUCAUCAUCAUUGCCAACGGUGUUAUGAUCGGCUUCCAAACGGAUCCUUACUAUGAGGAUUGGAGUGGCUGGAUCUACAUGGAAUGUGUCUUUGCUGGUCUUCUCUUGCUUGAGAUUUGUCUACGCUUCAUUGUAAUUCGCUGCCGAGACUUCUGGUGUGGUGCUGAGCGUCUGUGGAAUCUCUUCGACCUGUUCCUGUGUAGCGUUGCCUUUGCAGAUAUCAUCAUCCAAACCACUGCAGUGGAGACUCCCAAAGGGACCACUUUGCUGCGAUUUUUUCGACUCAUUCGCUUGGCGCGCAUCGUGCGGGUCUUUCGACUGAAGGUGAUGAAGGACCUGCGGCUCAUGUUGAGAGGGCUGGUAGCUGGAUGUUGGACCUUGGCUCUAUCCUUUGUGCUUCUUUUUGCCGUCCUCUAUGUGAUUGCUGGCCUCGCCAACCUUACGAUGGGGAGUAGCGAUGCGUUGAUGCAGAGGGACCUCACGCCGUACUUCUACAACAUUCCCGCCGCGAUGUUCACCACGUUUCGCUGCACCGCGACGGGCGAAUGUGUGACAGAGGCGGGCAUUUCCAUCCCAACCGCCUUGGCCAAAGAAUUCGGCUGGCCCUUUGUGCUUGGGUAUGUGGCCAGCUACAUGUUGGUCACCAUGGGAAUCUCGAACGUCAUCCUGGCCGUCUACGUCGACAUCACCAUGAAGGCGGCCAAGGAGAACGACGCCGUGACCGCCGAGCAGUACGCCAGAGAGUCCAUUCGCGUGGCGCGCGCGACGAGGGAGCUGCUGAAGAAGUUCGCCGCGGCCUACCACACCUGGCACGUCGAAGACCACGAAACUCUCACGGGGCACCUCGAGAUCAAAGAGACCGCCGCCUUGUUUACUGACGACGAGAUUCACGACAACAUCGAGAUCUCAAAGGAGCUCUUCUUGAUGGUGGUCCAUGACCGAGGAGCACAGGAAUUGAUGGACGAUUUGGAUUUGCCAGUGAAUCGCGCGCACCUCUUCGAAGUCAUCGACGCUGAUGGCAGCGGGUCUUUGCACAUCCAAGAACUGGUACAAGGCUUGCUCAAGAUCCGUGGCGAGGCGAACAAGGGUGACACCAUCGCUCCGCUCCUGGCAGCCCGCGCCGUCCAGCAAAAGAUCGAGACGUUGAGGGAAGAGUUCACCUCACAUUUCGAUGUGUUCAGUCGGAAGUUCACCAAAGAAAUGCAGCAGCAUGAAAGCUUCAUCAUGAACUUCGGACGCGAAGUUCGCGGCUCCUCGAAUCUUCCCAGCCCUCUCAGCAGCGAGCUGCCCACCGCUGUGCCUGCACCCAGCGCGCUGGCACCCCCUGCCGGUGCGCCCGCCGGAGAUGUGGCCUUGCCACGGGCAGGGUCGCAACCCUUAGAACAGAUCAAGGCUCCAGUGAAGCCCCUGUGUGUGGACCCUAUCGAUGAGCCACCGCAGCACAUCUGA
Molecule: messenger RNA, 1545 nt
Organism: Durusdinium trenchii
Lineage: Eukaryota; Dinophyceae; Suessiales; Symbiodiniaceae
Source: the annotation of a GenBank genome assembly